AUGACCACUUUCUUUUACUUCCACGAGACAGAUGUUUUUCCCUAUCGACCAAUCAGUCCAAUAUGGUCGAUUAUUUACAUAAUAUUAUCAUUUAUUUUCUUUCUAAUCAUCGAUCUCAAGACGAAAUCUACGGCAAAACCCAAAGAUAGUCAUGAUCGCAACAACAAUUGGCUUCGACAAAAUACAUUACUCAGUUUUAUUCAUUCAUCGAUUUGUUCAGUAUUAAUUAUUAUUUCCGUUUUACGUGCACCUGAAAUGUUCGAUGAUCCAUUAUCGCAUAUAAAUUACUUUAAUUAUGCAUUAGUUGCUUUCAGUCUUGGCUAUUUUUGCUGGGAUUUUUUUGAUUGUCUACAAAAUUCUACAUCGUCAACAUUUGCUAUUCUUAUUCAUCAUAUUGUCGUCAUUACAUUUCUUUUACAUAUCCUUCUUCGUUCACGUAAUAUUGGUUACGCUCUAUUUGCAUUGUCACUUGAAAUCAACAGCGUAUUUUUACAUGCGCGAAGACUCCUACGUUGGUAUUCUCCUAUGUCAGCAUCAGCUAAUUCUAAGAAAUCUCUAAAAUUAUAUAUUGACAUUGGCAAUUAUAUUACAUUUAUCAUAUUUCGUUUUGGUGUUGUUUAUUAUGGUUUACAGCAAUUAUAUGUACAACGUCAUCGACUUGAUCCCAUAGUUCUUACAUUUACUGCGCUAAGCGUUUCUGCAAUUGCAAUUUUAAAUGUUGUUUUAUUUUAUCGUUUGAUAAAAAAUCAAAUUAGUCGAAAAUUAAGAACAAAAAAGGAUAAAUUGAUUGAAGAUAAUGUUAUGAUGAUGGAUAAUCAUGUUAUAUUGCCGAGUUAA
This is a messenger RNA of Rotaria socialis, 837 nucleotides long. NCBI's taxonomy places the organism in Eukaryota, Metazoa, Rotifera, Eurotatoria, Philodinida, Philodinidae. The record is from the annotation of a GenBank genome assembly.